AUGAAGGAAGAUUGCGGCCAACACGAUGACGACGGGAAGAAGAAGCUCUUCCGUCGCCUCUUGAUGGCCUUAUUCAGCUUCAUAUUCAUCGUCCUCUUCAUCAUCCUCCUCGUAUGGCUCAUCCUCCGCCCGGCAAAGCCACAUUUCAUCCUCCAAGAUGCCACCGUAUACGCCUUCAACCUCUCCAACCCCAACCUUCUCACUUCAAACCUCCAAAUCACCCUCUCCUCUCGCAACCCUAAUGGCAGAAUCGGCAUAUACUUUGAUAAUCUCGACGUAUAUGCAUCGUACCACAGCCAACAAAUUACUCUCCCCACAUUGCUUCCUUCUACUUACCAGGGACACAAAGAUGUUACAGUUUGGUCGCCAUUUUUGUUCGGGAAUGAAGUGCCGGUGGCGCCGUACCUUGCUGUUUCUUUGAACCAGGAUCAAAUGGUCGGAACAGUGUUGAUUAACUUUAAGGUGGGUGGAAGAAUCCGAUGGAGAGUUGGCUCAUUCGUGUCUGGGAAAUAUCAUUUGUAUGUGAACUGUCCAGCUUAUAUAAAUUUUGGUAAUAAAAACAGUGGCAUUGGCAUUGCUGUCGGAAAUCCUAUCAAGUAUCAGUUGAUUAUGAACUGCCAUGUUGAUGUAUGA
Fraxinus pennsylvanica is the source of this 633-nucleotide messenger RNA. The record is from the annotation of a GenBank genome assembly. NCBI's taxonomy places the organism in Eukaryota, Viridiplantae, Streptophyta, Magnoliopsida, Lamiales, Oleaceae.